UUUUGUGAUUGUCAUAUUCUGUGUCUUGGGUUGGGGCUGUGUAUAUCAUCCUUGUUAAGAUGGGUUUGGGAAUGGGUGGUACGGUGAGUUUUAUUUUAUCAAACACAUUAAGAAUUGUCAGAAAAUAUCCAUUCCAUUUAACAAAAACUAUUUGAGGAGACCUAAACAGAUAUGCUGCAACAGGUAGAUAAUAUAUCAGAUUUCUGUGAUGUAAAAAAGUGAAUAAUGCUACUUACUUGCACAUGCAAUUCAUCUGACACAUAUUCUGAUUCUUGACUCUCUGCACGUAACUAAAACUCUUGGAUGAGGAUUUCAUCAAUACCCUUUUGAAUGACAACAUCUAAUCUAACUUGAUGCACACCAUCUUUUAGAUCUCUCUCAAUAACAUAACCCUUUUCGCAGAUAUUAAUAAUUUAAAACAGGUUUUUUUUCUUUAAAUUUUAAGUCAUGAUCAAGAAAUAAAGAAAUGUGGCAGUGACAUAAGGCAGCUAUUAGCUCACUUUUAUUGCAAAGCUUAUUUAUUGAUUUCUUCCAGUAAUGAUAAAGGUUCCAUACAUGUAUGUUGACCCUGCUUCAGACAGCCCCCUACCUUGCUGCCAGUGUUGGUUGCACCUCAUGUCGCUUCCUUCAUCACUGACAUAUUUCUUGAGACAUAUUAACGGAGUGUCUUUGACCAACAAAUUGUAGAAAUUGCUUAGCCGUCUUGAUAUAAUGGGGGUAAUGGAUUUGUUAUGUUUAAAAAGUCUAUUUUUUGCAUAUGAUAGUUUCAGGGAGAUUACAGUAUAUUGUACCUUUGAAUAUUUAUCCUAUCCACAUUGUACAUUUCCACUGUCAUGUAAAUCAUGUAUUUAUCAUCAACACUGCUAGCCUUGCCAUGUUAACACAUUUCUAUUACAGGUAUAUAAGCAUCAGUUAGUUUAUGUUUCUAAUGGUAGAUCCUUAUUGCUUUUCAUAAUUGAGCUGUAAAUGUUUCCGCUCUUGUGCGUAAUUUCACAUAUUUUUCAGUUUUGCUGACUUGCCGUUUUCACUGAUCACUUUCGAAGCCAUGGCUACGAGAAUCUAAGUGAGAAUUGACUCCUGUCAGAGAUCAAUUCUGGUGUUUGUCACAGGGGGCGACAGCCAGGAGGAGUUCUACAGACAGGAGGCUCAAGCAGCUCAGAUGUACCUCCUGCGGAAGUAUGCAUCUCACCACAUCCCCACUGACACCCGACGCUUCUACAUCUGCAGCCUCCAUCAUGAGAUCAUUGUGUACAAGGGUCUUCUGAGCACAGACCAGCUGUGGAAGUACUACUACGAUCUGACAGACCCUGAUUUUGAGACCCACAUUGCCCUUAUCCACAGUCGCUUCUCCACCAACACCUUCCCCAGCUGGGAGAGGGCUCACCCUCAGAGAUACCUGGCCCAUAAUGGGGAGAUCAACACCCUGCGCGGCAACGUGAACUUGAUGAAGGCCAGGGAGGGGGUGAUGCACAGCCAGGUGUACGACGACAAGCUGAAGAUGGUCUACCCCGUGGUGGAGGAGGGCAUGUCUGACUCCGGCUGUGUCGACAACGUCCUGGAGUUUCUCUGCAUGGCUGGAGGCAGGUCUCUCCCAGAGGCUGUGAUGACCAUGGUGCCGGAGGCAUGGCAGAAUGACAAGAACAUGUCCAUGGACAAGAAGGCUUUCUACAGGUGGAGCGCCUUUGCCAUGGAGCCCUGGGACGGACCUGCUCUGCUGACCUUCACUGAUGGCCGAUAUAUUGGAGCCAUUCUUGACCGCAAUGGCCUGCGUCCAUCUCGGUUCUAUGUUACCAAAGACAACUUCAUGUACAUGUCCAGUGAGGUGGGCGUCACUAACAGACUUCCUAGUGAGAUCAUUCAGAAGGGUCGGCUGAAGCCGGGACGUAUGUUGCUGGUGGACACAAAGGAGAAAGUCUUCAUGAAGGACGAAGUUCUCAAGUCACAGAUUUGCUCCAUCAGACCAGUGGGCAAGUGGUUGUCUGAGACUAUAUCCAUGGCCGAGCUGCAGAGGUCUCACAACUCAGGCAGCCUUGAACCCCCAGAGGUUGUGCGCCAUGACUUGGGCCGCGGGAGUUGUGUGGAGGAGGAUUCUCGACUGCCCAUGUUCGGCUACACCAUCGAGGCCCUCAACAUGCUGGUCUUGCCCAUGAUCAGGGACAAGAAAGAAGCUCUUGGUUCUAUGGGAAAUGAUACUCCACUGGCCUGUCUGUCUCGCUUCAACCCCCUCGUGUUCGAGUACUUCAAGCAGCUGUUUGCCCAGGUCACCAACCCUCCCAUCGACCCCUUCAGGGAGAAGAUCGUCAUGUCACUGGCAUGCCCUGUGGGUCCAGAGGCGAACAUCCUGGAACCGAGCGCGGAGCAGUGUCAGCGUCUGUGGCUGGAGCAACCCAUCCUCUCACUGUGGGACAUGGAGGUGCUGAAGAACUGCAACCACAAGGGAUGGAAGACCAAGUUGAUCGACAUGGUGUUCCCACUUGAGGCCGGCCCGGACGGCCUCCUACCAGCCCUCAAUUCUGUGUGUGAGCAGGCCGCUGCAGCAGCAGAAGACGACUACAAGCUCAUUGUGUUAUCUGACAGGAAGGCCGAUAAGGACUUUGUUCCUAUCAGUUCCCUGCUGGCAGUGGGGGCAGUCCAUCACUACUUGAUAGACCGCAAACUCAGAAUGAAGGUCGGACUUAUUGUUGAAACAGGGGAAGCAAGAGAGGUGCACCACCUGUGUACACUGCUUGGCUAUGGUGUGGACGCCAUCUGCCCCUACCUGGUGUUUGAGACAGUGCGACGCCUGAGGGAACAAGGUAUCCUGAACCCCCCUCUGGCUGACGAGGAGAUCUACAUGAACUUCCGGGCUGCGUGUGCUCGCGGCAUCUCCAAGGUCAUGGCCAAGAUGGGUAUCUCCACCCUGCACAGCUACAAGGGGGCCCAGAUCUUUGAGGCAGUUGGUCUGGACAAAGAGGUCGUUGACCGCUGCUUCGAGGGAACAGCCUCAAGGAUUGGGGGUGCCAACUUCAAGGUUCUGGCUACAGAGCUGUUGAACCGUCACUCUUUUGCCUACAAGUCUCGAGAAUGUGACAACAUCAUUGUGGCUGAUCCUGGCUUCUACCACUGGCGAGACGGGGGGGAGAAACACAUGAACGACCCUCUGACCAUCGGCAAUCUACAGGAGGCUGUCAAGACCAAUAGUAAGGAUGCCUACUCUCGCUUUGUGGAAUCUUCCAUGAAGUCGUCCCAGCAGUGUGCCCUGCGUGGUCAGAUGGACUUCGUCUUCUCUGACCACCCACUGGACAUUGCUGAAGUUGAAGAGGCAAAGUUCAUUGUCCGGAGAUUCUGCACAGGGGCCAUGAGUUUUGGCAGCAUCUCCUAUGAGGCCCACACCACGCUGGCAAUGGCCAUGAACAGAGUGGGAGCCAAGUCCAACACUGGGGAGGGAGGGGAGAACCCAGAGAGGUACCUCAACGAGGACCCACAGUUCAACACCAAGUCCAAGAUCAAACAGGUUGCAUCAGGGAGGUUUGGCGUGACCAGUUCCUACCUCUCUCACGCAGAUGAGCUUCAGAUCAAGAUGGCGCAGGGAGCCAAACCAGGCGAGGGAGGAGAGUUGCCUGGAUACAAGGUGACAAAAGACAUUGCACGCACACGUCACUCUAUCCCUGGGGUGGGUCUCAUCAGCCCUCCCCCUCACCACGACAUCUACUCCAUCGAGGAUCUGGCAGAGUUGAUCCAUGACCUGAAGGCUGCCAAUCCAGAUGCCCGGAUCAGUGUCAAGCUGGUGUCUGAGAUGGGAGUUGGUAUUGUUGCCUCAGGUGUUGCCAAGGGCAAAGCGGAGCAUAUCACAAUAUCUGGACAUGAUGGUGGCACUGGCGCUAGUAGCUGGACCGGUAUCAAGAAUGCUGGGUUGCCUUGGGAACUUGGGAUCUCAGAGACUCACCAGACUCUGGUCCUCAACGACCUCAGGUCUAGAGUCGUGCUACAGGCAGAUGGACAGAUUAGAUCAGGAAGGGAUGUCCUGAUCGCUGCCAUGUUAGGAGCAGACGAGUUCGGUUUCAGUACAGCUCCACUCAUAGCACUCGGCUGCACCAUGAUGAGGAAGUGCCACCUUAACACCUGCCCUGUUGGCAUAGCAACACAGGACCCUGUGUUGAGGGCCAAGUUUGCUGGGAAGCCGGAGUACGUAGUCAACUUUCUGUUCCUGUUGGCGGAGGAGGUGCGUGAGUUGAUGGCCAAGAUUGGUGUGAGGUCCAUCCAGGAGUUGAUCGGACGCACGGACAAGCUCAAGUUCAGUCCAGACCCAGAGAACCCAAAGGCUCAGCUUCUGGACUUCUCCAAGAUCCUGAAGAACGCGCUGGAAAUCCGGCCUGGCGUCAGCAUCCAGGGGGGAACUGUCAAACAGCUGUUUGGCUUUGAGAAGAGACUGGACAACUUUCUUAUAGCAAAGGCAGCUGAUGUGUUCGAAGGUCGCACGAAGCAGGUUGUCAUUGAACUGAAGGUCACUAACGAAGACCGAGCAUUUGCUUCAACCCUCAGCUACCACAUCUCAAGACGGUUUGUUGAGGUGGGCCUACCCGACAACAGCAUUGUGCUGAGACUGACUGGGUCUGGAGGUCAGAGCUUCUGUGCCUUCAUGGCUAAGGGAGUCCAUGUUACACUGGAGGGAGAUGCCAACGAUUAUGUCUGCAAGGGUCUGUCUGGAGGCGAGCUUGUCAUCUACCCACCAAAGGAUAUGCCAGUCAGCUUCAAGUCUGAGAACAACAUCGUUGUGGGGAACGUGUGUCUGUAUGGAGCCACGUCAGGCAAAGCCUUCUUCCGGGGCCAGGCAGCUGAGAGGUUCUGUGUGAGGAACUCAGGGGCUAUUGCUGUCUGUGAGGGUUGCGGAGACCAUGGCUGUGAGUACAUGACGGGAGGUCGUGUCAUUGUCUUGGGUCUCACAGGCCGAAACUUUGCUGCUGGAAUGUCAGGUGGCAUUGCCUACUGCUAUGACAAAAUCAAGAAGUUUGACCAGCUGUGUAAUCAGGAGUCUGUAGCUCUGGAAUCUCUCUCAUCUGCGGAUGCAACAUUUUUGGAUGAGACUCUCCGAGAAUUUGUCGACAAGACUGGAUCUGAAUUGGCCAAGAACAUCCUUGACAACUGGAGUGAAGAAAAACAACACUUUGUAAAGGUAUUCCCCCACGAGUACAAACGAGCUAUGAAAGAACAGGAACAAGAACAGACUGAGAUGAGGAGACAGGAGAGGCCCAUCAUCAACGGGAACAUCGAGGAGGACCAGAGGUCAGAAGACACGACCGACUUGCAGGUAGUGAGAAGUGAGAAAGUUGUGGACAUUGAGUCUGCUAUUCCUGACUCCACCAUGGACCAGAAGAACCUGGAGCGUGUCCUGGACAAGACUCGGGGCUUCGUCAAGUACAAGCGGGCCACGUAUCAGUAUAGAGAUGCCACCAAGAGAUUCCAGGAUUGGGGGGAGAUCUUUGACCACAAGCAGGUCAAGGAUGGACUCCGAAUGCAGGCAGCCAGGUGCAUGGACUGCGGUGUCCCCUUCUGCCAGUCUGACCACGGCUGUCCCCUCAGUAACAUCAUCCCCAAGUGGAACAAUCUCGUCUUCCAGAACAAGUGGAAACAGGCCCUGGAUCAGCUUCUACAGACAAACAACUUUCCUGAGUUCACCGGCCGAGUGUGCCCAGCACCAUGCGAGGGUGCCUGUGUGCUUGGCAUCAACAUGCCAGCUGUGACAAUCAAGAACAUUGAGAAUGCCAUCAUCGACCACGGGUUUGAGCAGGGAUGGAUCAAACCAGAGCCUCCCGCACAACGGACAGGGAAGAAGAUCACUAUCGCUGGCAGUGGCCCUGCUGGACUCGCUGCUGCAUCCCAACUCAAUAAGGCGGGGCACACUGUUACGGUGUACGAGCGGAAUAACCGUGUUGGGGGGCUGCUGCGGUACGGAAUCCCCACGAUGAAACUGUCAAAAGAGGUUGUCCAGCGUCGUGUGGACCUGAUGGCUGCUGAAGGUGUGACCUUUGUAACAGACACAGAGAUUGGGAAGGAAGUGUCUGCUGCUAAGCUAAUGGAGGAGAAUGAUGCUGUACUGCUUUGUCUUGGGGCCACAUGGCCCCGAGAUCUGCCCAUUCCAGGCCGUGAUCUGGAAGGCAUCCACUACGCCAUGAACUUCCUGGAGACCUGGCAGCAGAAACAGCAAGGGACCCAACUCAACAAACCAGCCCUCAAUGCCAAGGGCAAGGACGUCAUCGUCAUUGGUGGCGGAGACACUGGCAACGACUGCAUCGGAACAUCCUUGAGACAGGGGGCCAAGAGUGUUAUAUCAUUUGAGAUCCUGCCAGUACCACCCCCGUCCCGAGCAGAGAGCAACCCCUGGCCUACGUGGCCCAAGAUCUUCCGGGUUGACUAUGGUCACGAAGAGGUGAAGGUCAAGUUUGGGAGCGACCCACGCAUCUACAAUAUCAAGAGCACUGGCUUCAUCGAUGACGGCAAUGGUCACGUGAAAGGCAUCAACACUGUCCUGGUGGAGUGGAAGAAGGAUGAUGCUGGGCGCUGGCAGAUGGCUGACGUUCCUGACUCUGAGAAGGUGUACAAAUGUGACAUGGUGAUGCUAGCUAUGGGUUUCCUUGGACCAGAGAGGAAGAUUGUGGAUGAGCUGUCAGUGAAGCUGGACCCUCGCGGCAAUGUGAACACGCCACGGAACAAGUACUCCACCAGCAUCCCCAACCUCUACGCUGCUGGAGAUUGUCGUCGAGGUCAGUCCCUGGUGGUGUGGGCUAUCGCAGAAGGUCGUCAGGCAGCCCGACAGAUUGAUGCUGAUCUCAUGGGGCAGACCAGCCUUGCCGGGCCAGGGGGUAUUGUCCAUUCCAACUGAUGUUCAGGGAAUGAUAUGUUGAGUGGACUGAGGGGAGGGAACAGGUUACCUGUAGAGUGGUGGAGAGGGAGAGGUGAAGUUCAAGGUGAUAUUGAUGACCUCAGGUCAGUGACCUUGAUGACACUGUUCAGGCAUUCCUAAUAUCCCGGCAUCAAAGAUGGAAAACAGACCUUCCAACGACCAAUGAAUAAAGCGUUUGUAUUAAUAAAUAAUGUAUGGCAUUAAACAGGCUUUCAAAGAACGGUGAUUUCAAAGAUUGCAAUACCAUCAUGAAAAAUAAGAUCUUUCUGACUU
This is a messenger RNA of Haliotis rufescens (red abalone), 7153 nucleotides long. Its product is annotated as glutamate synthase [NADH]-like. The record is from RefSeq and is a predicted model, not a curated record. Lineage: Eukaryota; Metazoa; Mollusca; Gastropoda; Lepetellida; Haliotidae. The transcript is spliced from 43 exons. Gene Ontology annotation, molecular function: iron ion binding; iron-sulfur cluster binding; FMN binding. The coding region runs from base 1160 to 6859 and encodes 1899 amino acids.